Molecule: messenger RNA, 1455 nt
Organism: Drosophila subpulchrella
Lineage: Eukaryota; Metazoa; Arthropoda; Insecta; Diptera; Drosophilidae
Product: probable serine hydrolase
Exons: 2
Coding region: 219-1211 (330 amino acids)
Source: RefSeq, a predicted model, not a curated record
GAUGUUUGCCAGCAGGCACCAGCGAAUGAUGACCAGGUUAAAACCUUGCUGAAACAUAGUUUACUCAGAUAUUACGUACCAAGAACAAAGUUCAUCUGCCAGAGCUGCCUUAUCGCCAUCCAUGUGUGGUGAAAUCACGGCCAGAACAUUAGUCGCGCAUAGGUCGCGGUAGAAGAACGUAGCCAUUACCCAACGAAAAAAACAAAUCUUACGUCAAAAUGAAGGUGUCAAGGAGUCUUCGCCUGCUGAAGCUGCUCCCGAAUGUCCGGAACGCCAGCAGUGGACCCACCAGACCCCUGAAGAUCGUCACCAAGCAUUUCGACGAAAUUAGCAUACCCGUUCCAUGGGGACACUUAGCGGGAAAAUGGUAUGGACCCAAGCACGUGAGGCCCAUUGUGGGCAUGCACGGCUGGCAGGACAAUGCCGGGACCUUCGACACUUUGGCUCCGCUCCUGCCGUCGCAUCUCUCCUUCCUUUCAAUCGAUGCCCCGGGACAUGGACUCUCCUCGUGGCUGCCAGCUGGCUCUUCCUACCACUCCAUCGACCUUGUGCUGAUCACUCGACGCCUAAUGGACGAGUACAAUUGGGACAAGAUCUCCAUACUGGCCCACUCGAUGAGCUCCAUCAAUGGCUUUGUGUUCAGUGCUCUGUUUCCCGAUAAAGUGGAUCUGUUUGUGGGCCUGGAUGUACUUAAACCGCCCGUUCGGAGUUCCCGCAGUAUUGUGGAUGCCCUGGCCGAACGAAUUGAGUCCACCUUGAAGCUGGAACGCCGCCUUAAGAGUGGCUCAGAGCCACCCUCCUACGAGUGGGAUCAGUUGGUGACUCGGCUGCACGAGGGCUCAAACAAAUCCGUAUCUCUGGAUGCCUGCAAGUAUCUCCUGCAACGGAACUGCAGACCCUCGACGCACGAGCCGCACAAGUAUUACUUCUCACGCGACAACCGACUUAAGUCUUCGCUAUUCUACACGCUGCACCAGGAGGUUCCCAUGGAGAUGGCGCGCAGGAUCAAGUGCCCGCAUCUGUUCAUCAAGGCCCUGCAGGCUCCUUACUACGAGCGCAAGGAGUACUUUGACGAAGUAUUGGCGGAGCUGCAAAAGAAUCCCCUGUUCGAGUUCCACGAGGUUGAAGGAACCCACCAUGUGCACCUUAACGAGCCGGAAAAGGUGGCGCCCAUCAUUAACUCAUUUAUCAACAAGUAUCGGCCCUUAUGAGAUCGGCUUUCCAUCGACCUGGACAUAUAGGCAUUGUACAAACUAGUUGAUCGGUAGACUACUCCUAGUGAUAAAUUUCCCCCUGACGCGGAUUGAUGAUAUUGACUGGAUAUUAGACGCAAAUCAAUCUCAACAGUAGAAAAUACCCAAACAAAGCACAUUUGGUUGCUUCUAUUUAAUUUAUUAUGUACAAUCGAUACCGGCAAUAACAUUAAAGUUAAACACUACAUUACAAACUUCAAAA